Alosa sapidissima (American shad) is the source of this 4238-nucleotide messenger RNA. RefSeq names its product hepatoma-derived growth factor-related protein 2-like. Gene Ontology annotation, molecular function: double-stranded DNA binding; transcription coregulator activity. Bases 17 to 3409 code for a protein of 1130 amino acids. Gene Ontology annotation, cellular component: nucleus. NCBI's taxonomy places the organism in Eukaryota, Metazoa, Chordata, Actinopteri, Clupeiformes, Clupeidae. Gene Ontology annotation, biological process: regulation of transcription by RNA polymerase II. The record is from RefSeq and is a predicted model, not a curated record. The transcript has 11 exons.
ACCUGAGAACCCGAACAUGAAGGCUGUGAAGAAUAGUCACAGUUUUCAACCUGGGGAGCCCGUCUUCGCUAAGAUGAAGGGUUAUCCUUUCUGGCCUGCCAGGAUUGGGGAAGGCAAGGGACCUAAGAAUAAAGUACCCAUAUUCUUCUAUGGCACGCACCAGACAACCUUUCUGCUCCCCAAUGAAAUUGUUCCCUAUUGGCCGAACAAGGACAAAUAUAACAAGCCAAUCAAGAAAGGAGGAUUCCCUGAGGGAAUGUGGGAGAUUGAACAUGAUCCAGGAAUAUGCCUGAAAGGACCAAAAAAAGUGUCACUGCUGAGCAGGGUGGAACAGAUGCGCAAAGCCCAGAAGAGGGCAGCCGCCAGUGCCUCCUUGACGGACGCGCCAUCUCCUGCCAAGAUGGCAAGGGAAGAAGCCUCAGCUGGAAAGCCACCUUCUGCAGCACCACCUGUGACCACAGAGAAAAAAACGCCUGCAAGGACAGCGGCUCCUAGACAGAGCACCACUGCCACUCCGAAAGCCACGACCACUCGGCGGUCGGUGUCCGCCGACGCAACCGCAUCACCUCCAGAAGCCACAUCCUCUCAGAAGUCCUUGCGCUCCGCUAAAGCCACGCCCUCAGAGAAAGUUGCUUUCUCUGAGCGGAGGUCCCGAAGUAUACCCAAAGUCACACCAACAGAGAAAUCAGGCACCACCCAGACUAUACCCACGCUUCAGAAAUCCACGCCCACAAAAGUUACAGAUACACGCCCUAAUGACACACCAGCUACAAUAACUGCCACACCCCCUAAGUCCACCUCUCAAACACAAGCUCAGCUCAAACCUCCUCAGGAAGCCGCCUUGCCACAGAAAGACACACCCUCUCAGGGAGACGUGGCGCGCCAAGAGGCCAGACCUUCUCCAAAAGCCACACCCGUUCCACAGACAACACUCUCGCUGGAAGACACACCCCUCCAGGCGGUCACACCAUCUCAGGAAGUUGCCCACUCGCAGAAAGCCCAGGCUGAAGUGGAUGCACAGUCUCAGGUUCCUCAGAAGAGCACUGAAGCCAGUGCUGCAGAUGAGUCUCAGGAGAGGGAUGGCAGGAAGAGGAGGAGAGGAGAGAAGGAGGAGGGAGGAGAGGAGGAACCAGAGCCCAAGCAGAAGAAAAAUAGUGAGGGAGUAGGUGAGAGCUCCCCAAAGCAGGAGAAGAACAGCGUUUCUGCCGUGCUGAAAUCUUUGCAGGAUCUCGUGCAGAGCAGAGAAGUCAGGAGAGGACAGAGGGAAAAGGAGAAGGGGACACAGAAGGAGGAAAAGAAGGAGUGUGAUAAGCAGGUGCCAACAGAGGUCAAGGACAUACCAAAAGAGAAGAGGGAGCUUCGGAAGGAGAACAAGACUGAGGUGGCAAUGGAGAUCAAAGAGGUUCCAAAAGAGCAGAAGAGAGAACUUCAGAAGGAGAAUAAGACUGAGGUGCCAAUGGAAGAAAAGGAGGUUCGAACGGAGGAUAAGAAGCAGACACCAGCAGAGGUCAAGGAGGUUCCCAAAGAGGAGAAGAGAGCGCUUCGGAGGGAGAACAAGACUGAGGUGCCAACGGAAGUAAAGGAGGUUCCAAAAGACAAAAAAGAGCUUCAUAAGGAUGACAAAAAGCAAUCACCAAUGGAGGUUCCAAAAGAGGAGAAGAGGGUGCUUCGUAAGGACAACAAGAAGGAGGCACUAGUAGAGGUCAAGGAGGUUCCAACAGAGGAGAGGAGGGAGCUUCGUAAGGACAACAAGAAGGAGGCGCUAGUAGAGGUCAAGGAGGUUCCAAAAGAGGAUAGGAGGGAGCUUCGUAAGGACAACAAGAAGGAGGCACUAGUAGAGGUCAAGGAGGUUCCAACAGAGGAUAGGAGGGAGCUUCGUAAGGACAACAAGAAGGAGGCGCUAGUAGAGGUCAAGGAGCUUCCAAAAGAGGAUAAGAGGGAGCUUCGUAAGGACAACAAGAAGGAGGCACUAGUAGAGGUCAAGGAGGUUCCAAAAGAGGAUAGGAGGGAGCUUCGUAAUGAUAACAAGAAGAAGGCACUAGUAGAGGUCAAGGAGGUUCCAAAAGAGGAGAGGAGGGAGCUUUGUAAUGAUAACAAGGAGGUACCAACCGAACAAAAGGAGGUUCGGAAGGAAUACAAGAAGCAGACACCAACAGUGGUCAAGGAGGUUCCAAAAGAGAAGAGAGAACUUUGGAAGGAAGACAAGAAGCAGACACCAACCGAGGUUUCAAAAGAGAAGAAAGAACUUCGGAAGGAAGACAAGAAGCAGACACCAACAGAGGUUAAGGAGGUUCCAGAAGAGAAGAGAGAACUUCGGAAGGAUGACAAGAAACAAGCACCAACAGAGGUCAAGGAGAUUCCAAAAGAGGAGAAGAGGGUGCUUCAGAAGGAGAGUAGGAAGGACGUACCAACGGAACAAAAGGAAGUUCAUAAGGAGGACAAGAAGCAGGCACCAACAGAGGUCAAGGAAGUUCCAAAAGAGGAGAAGAGGGUGCUUCAGAAGGAGAGUAGGAAGGACGUACCAACGGAACAAAAGGAAGUUCAUAAGGAGGACAAGAAGCAGGCACCAACAGAGGUCAAGGAAGUUCCAAAAGAGGAGAAGAGGGUGCUUCAGAAGGAGAGUAGGAAGGACGUACCAACGGAACAAAAGGAAGUUCAUAAGGAGGACAAGAAGCAGGCACCAACAGAGGUCAAGGAAGUUCCCAAAGAAGAAAAGUUGGAACUUCGGAAGGAGAACAAGAAAGACAUGCCAACAGGAGAAACAGAGGUAGCAAAAGAUGAGAAGAGGGAACUUCGGAACAAGAAGGAGGUACCAACAGCGGUCAAGGAAGUUCAGAAAGAGGAGAAGAUUGAGAUUCUGAAGGAGCAAAAGAAUGGAAGUGUGCAGGAGAUUGAGGGCAAGAGAGACCCUCCCAGUGUGAAGCUGAAUGAGGCUAUAAUACUGAAGAAAGAAAGAAAAGAAGAGCGGAAAGUAGGCAUCAAAAUUGUCACAGACUCCGUCACAGAUUCCAGACUGCACAGGCUCCUUGGAGAGAUCCGCAUCUCCUUGACUGUUGGAAACCCAGAUGUGGGGAAGUGUGUACUGGCAUUAGAUGAGCUGGGAAGAGUACCUGUGUCCUCCCAGCAUCUGCAGAAGCACAAAGAGCUCAUUGAAACACUUAGCAGGAUCCGCAAGUUCAACGAGAGCGAGGUGAUCAUGCAAAAAGCCUCGAUGCUCUACCACAAGUUCAAGAGCGUGUACCUGAGUGGUGAGGAGGACCUCUCUCCCGACUACAUCAACAUACUCCAGCAGGAACGCCAGCAGGAGGAGAUCGGGCGAGUGCAGAGGGAGGAGAAGGAGGAGAAGAGAGAGGGAAGAGAAGAGAGGAGUGUGGUGGAAAGAGUAGGGAGUGAAGGUACAGUGGUGUGAGCUGCCUGGAAGGAGCUGCAAAGCAGGUUUUUGUUUUUGUCGUCUUUGCGUUUGUGUUUUUUUAUAUAUUUUUAUAUAAGACUAAAAAUGUGCUCUAGGAAGAUGCUGUGAAACUUACCCAGACCAUCCAGUCACACCAAGCCCAUACACAAUAACAUCACACACACUCACACAGGCACAUACUGUAGACAAUACAGUACACUGACAUGCACAAUUAAUUUAAAUGCUGCUAUUGCUUUGAACAUGUAUCUUUGUCUUUUUUUACACAUUGUUUGCACUGUUUGUGGGUUGAGAGCAUGAGUGUGCGUGCGUGUGUGCGUGUGCGCGCGUGUGUGUGUGUGUGUGUGUGAGAGAGAGAGAUCAAGAUAUAAACAGUACUGCUGAAAUUUAAUUUUAGUUAAAGCCAGCAAAGAAGACCGGCUGGCUUUACAAAACACUGGCUGAUGCAAAUAGAAACACACACACAUACACACACACUACAGGGAAUUACUCUGCACUGCGUAGAGGAUUAAGAGGAAAGUACAAUCGUUCCCACUGACACAUACACAAAUUCACUACCAUUCAUUGAGAACACACAACUUAGGUCAAAUCUGAAAUAUAAGUUAAGCUAUAUGAGUAACUUGCAUUAGUGCAAACAUACUUACAAUAGGCUACACGCUACCUAUAAUUUUUUUUUUUUUUCAGUUUGAUUACAGAUAUAAAAAUCCACCUCAGUUUUGAUGGAUCUGUUUCCGUCCUGAAAAGGUUUGUCACGUUCCUGUUUUUCUGUGAGCAUUAACUAGCACAUCAAUUCUUUUUAUAAAUAAAGAAAGAAAAACAGAUGACUCUA